Molecule: messenger RNA, 1686 nt
Organism: Eucalyptus grandis
Lineage: Eukaryota; Viridiplantae; Streptophyta; Magnoliopsida; Myrtales; Myrtaceae
Product: probable protein phosphatase 2C 25
Exons: 4
Coding region: 155-1351 (398 amino acids)
Biological process (GO): protein dephosphorylation
Molecular function (GO): cation binding; protein serine/threonine phosphatase activity
Source: RefSeq, a predicted model, not a curated record
UCCUCACUCUAUCAAUUCCAAAAAGACCACUCCUCCUCCUCCUCCUCCUCCUCCUCCUCUUCUCCAGAAAAAUCGAACGUUGCAGCGAACAACAACCACCGCCGUCUGACACACACAGAUCAGAAGCGAACGGGCGAAACAACCUCGGACGACCAUGUCUUGUUCGGUGGCAGUCUCCAACUCUCCGGUCUUCUCUCCCUCGAGGGUCAUCGCGUCCUCCCUCUUCUGCAACAAGGCCUCCAUCCGCUCUGCCUCUCCCGAGGCGUCCGUCUCUCUCUCCCUCGCCCACCUCAAGCCCUCCCCUCCCCCUUCCUCCUCCUCGCCUUCCUCCUCCUCGUCGCCGUCCUCCCCCUUCCGGCUCCGGCUCCAGAAGCCGCCGACCGGCCUCUCGAACGCCUCCUCGUCCGCCGCUUCCGGCGCCGUCCAGGCCCAGGUCCAGGGCGCGGGCGCGUCGCCGACGGUCUUGAAGCGGAAGAGGCCCACCAGGCUCGACAUACCCGUGGCGGCGCUGAGUUUUGGGGUGCCGGCGACGCCGUCGGCGGCCGCUAGGGAUGUCGUGGAGGAGGAGAGGGAGGUGUACGGGUACUCUGUUUAUUGCAAGAGAGGGAGGAGGGAAGCCAUGGAGGAUCGGUAUUCUGCUUCGGUCGCUAUCCACGGAGACAGCAAGCAGGCGCUGUUUGGUGUAUUUGAUGGGCAUGGAGGUGCAAUGGCUGCUGAGUUUGCCGCAGAAAACUUAAAUAAGAAUAUCAUAGAUGAAGUGAUGAGAAGAGACGAGAAUGAAACGGAGACGGCUGUGAAGCAUGGUUACCUGAAGACCGAUUCGGAUUUUCUGAAUGAGGAAUCACGAGGCGGCUCAUGCUGCGUGACUGCCUUGAUUAGAAGGGGCAACCUCUUUGUGUCUAAUGCUGGAGAUUGUCGAGCUGUUCUUUGUAAAGCUGGCGCUGCGGAGGCUCUUACAUCUGAUCAUAGGCCUUGUAGGGAAGAUGAAAAGCAACGCAUUGAAGCAGAGGGUGGGUAUGUUGAUAUUAUUCAUGGAGUCUGGAGAAUUCAGGGUUCUCUUGCAGUGUCCAGGGGAAUUGGAGAUCGGCAAUACAAAAAGUGGGUAACACCUGAGCCGGAAACAAACAUUUUGAAAAUUGAAGCUGAACAUGAGUUCCUGAUUCUGGCAUCCGAUGGUUUGUGGGACAAGGUCAGUAACCAGGAAGCUGUAGAUAUUGCUCGGCCUUUAUGUAUGGGUACCGACAGGCCCGAACCAAUGCUCGCCUGUAGGAAGCUUGUGGACCUCUCUGCUUCCCGUGGCUCUUGCGAUGACAUAAGUGUGAUGCUGAUUCAAUUGGGUCGAUACAUGUAAUGGCUUACGUUGUUAUGACUGAGACACUGGACUAGCAUUUGACUUAGCUUUGCCUAACUGUUGCUGGAGCUGAUUAGGCUUCUCGACAAGAUGAUACUCUUCUUCGUGUUGCUCGACUCCGGUAGUGACAUUGUUGAUGACGACGACACUUUGUUCUCUUUAUAGGCUUCUGCUACUCUAAUAUAGCGCCUCCAUUUAACCAUUCUUUUGGGGAUUUUUAGGACCCCUUACAUCAGUGAUAGGAUUUAUUUGACUAGUACGACAUUCUAUUCAUUCUUUACAUGUAAAAAGAUACUACGUUGCAGAUUUAUAUGAAAUUGAGUUCUUUUACCUUA